CGCUGCGGAGCCGCCCGGACGCGCCGCUGCCGCCGCUCCCCCUCAGCCGGCAGGGCCGGGCCCGCCAUGGCCCCCGCCUGGAUCGGCCGCCUCUGCCUCCUCCUGCUCUGCCUCUGCGGGGAGGCCGCCGCGGGGAGAGACUUCUACAAGAUCCUGGGGGUGUCCCGCGGCGCCUCCAUCAAGGACAUCAAGAAGGCCUAUCGCAAACUGGCGCUGCAGCUCCAUCCCGACAGGAACCCCGACGACCCCCGGGCGCAGGAGAAGUUCCAGGACCUGGGCGCUGCCUACGAGGUGCUGUCAGACGAGGAGAAGAGGAAGCAGUAUGAUGCCUAUGGAGAGGAGGGCCUGAAGGAUGGGCACCAGAGCUCCCACGGAGACAUCUUCUCCCAUUUCUUUGGGGACUUUGGAUUCAUGUUUGGAGGAAACCCUCGCCAGCAAGACAGGAAUAUUCCCCGAGGAAGUGACAUCAUCGUGGACCUGGAGGUCACACUGGAAGAGGUGUAUUCAGGAAACUUUGUAGAAGUUGUCAGGAACAAGCCAGUGGCAAGACAGGCACCUGGCAAACGGAAAUGCAACUGCAGGCAGGAGAUGAGAACAACCCAGCUGGGGCCUGGGCGCUUCCAGAUGACUCAGGAAGUUGUUUGUGAUGAAUGUCCCAACGUCAAGCUGGUGAAUGAGGAGCGGACGCUGGAAGUGGAGAUAGAGCCAGGGGUGAGGGAUGGCAUGGAGUAUCCCUUCAUUGGGGAAGGUGAGCCCCACGUCGAUGGGGAGCCAGGAGAUUUGCGCUUCCGAAUAAAAGUUCUUAAGCACCCAGUGUUUGAAAGGAGGGGAGAUGACUUGUACACAAAUGUGACAAUCUCGCUGGUCGAGGCACUGACAGGCUUUGAGAUGGAUAUUUCCCACUUGGAUGGGCACAAGGUCCACAUUGUACGGGAUAAAACCACAAAACCUGGCGCCAAGCUGUGGAAGAAGGGAGAAGGUCUUCCAAACUUUGAUAACAACAACAUUAAAGGCUCCCUAAUAAUCACCUUUGACGUGGAGUUCCCCAAGGAGCAGCUGACGCCGGAGCAGCGGGAAGGUCUCAAGCAGCUCUUGAAGCAAGGAUCAGUGCAGAAGGUCUACAAUGGAUUGCAGGGAUAUUGAUGUGUGGAAAAAUUUGACUUCCCUCGAAAUGCAAAAUCAGAUUUGUUUUCCCCUUCCCCUCUGAGUCCAGAGUGUGGUAUUGGUUCAGAGUCUGGUUUUGGGGCAGGAAUACUGGUGCUGUUGGACGUGCACUGGGCUGUGUUAGGCCCCCACGAUUGAUUGGGGAAAGUCUCUCUCAAGGCCUCUGUGGGCUCUCCUAACUACCAAGUCCCAAAAGUCAACGGUCGGUUUGAAAUUUGAAGUUGCACCAGUUUAGCAAAGACUCCUUGGUCAUGGUGGAAUUUGGGAAUAGCUCAUCAUGGCCUUGGCUGUCCCUCAUUGCCCCCACGUGGAACCAGUCUGGAAAAAGCUCCCUCCCCUCCUGCGCUCUGUCCUCCGUGAGGACGGGUGAGGCCGAUGGGAAUAAAGUGUUUGUUGAAGUCGGAAUGGCAAAA
Lonchura striata (white-rumped munia) is the source of this 1577-nucleotide messenger RNA. The record is from RefSeq and is a predicted model, not a curated record. NCBI's taxonomy places the organism in Eukaryota, Metazoa, Chordata, Aves, Passeriformes, Estrildidae.